AUGCACAAGCUCAAAGAUUCCGGCCUCAUUCCCGACGUCUGCGACCAUUUCCCCAAAGAAACCCUGGCAGUCCGUUAUUUAGACUCUGGUAAAUCAGCAGAGGUCAAGUUCGGGAACGAACUGCGACCAAGCCAGGUCUCGCGUGCUCCUUCAACAGUGACCUGGACAGCCAAACCUGGGCAACUGUACGCAAUCAUUAUGGUUGACCCGGAUGCCCCGAGUCGCGUCGAACCCUCGUACAGAAGUUGGCUGCAUUGGCUCGUCACGAACGUGCCGGGAUCCGAGGUCAAUCGAGGUGACCUUGUUGCGUCUUACAAGGGUUCGGCCCCACCGAAAGACACUGGGAAUCAUCGGUAUUUCCUGUUGGUUUUUGAGCAGCAAAGGGGUCGCAUUGAUGUUAGGGAAACGUUUGAGAAACGGGCGUCGUUUGAUACCCGGAAAUUCAUAAAUGAAUAUGGUCUGGGAGAUCUGAUUGCUGGGAAUUACUUCGUGGCUUCUUACCAAGGCUGA
Molecule: messenger RNA, 510 nt
Organism: Notodromas monacha
Lineage: Eukaryota; Metazoa; Arthropoda; Ostracoda; Podocopida; Cyprididae
Source: the annotation of a GenBank genome assembly